This is a messenger RNA of Trichophyton rubrum CBS 118892, 1809 nucleotides long. RefSeq lists its product as uncharacterized. The record is from RefSeq and is a predicted model, not a curated record. NCBI's taxonomy places the organism in Eukaryota, Fungi, Ascomycota, Eurotiomycetes, Onygenales, Arthrodermataceae. The transcript has a single exon. Bases 1 to 1809 code for a protein of 602 amino acids.
AUGACUUCUUUUUGGCCUGAACAGAAGCGACGUUUGCUAGCCGAGUCUGCUUGUGAAUAUAUCUCCACAUUUCCAGGAAAUGACUCAAUCACUCCUGACUUUAUGUCAAGCCUAAUUGAACAGAAUCCAAGUUAUGUACAGCUUUGCAACAUGUUGGAGGGUCAUGGAUACACGAUAAAUAAGGUCCAUUUUGCAAAGCAUCUUUUAAAAACCUUUCCCGACCUCGGCGAGAGCUCAAACAAAGCGACGAAGGCUACUUCUGAGCCGGCCGUGCAAACUUCUCAGCCUAGCUUACCAGAUUCAUCCUUCGUUUCGUCAACUCCUGCCGAUCCAAUACAAAUAGCAAUACCACAGCGAAGCCCAGAAGUGACGGGGCUCCAAAUAGGCAGUGUUCCUAGUAAAUCGGUGUCAGCUCUGCCUCUUUCAAGGGAGGAACAGCGCCAGAAAUCCCUUAAUUUACUCCAUAUAUCCAAGCGCCGCAGAAAAAGUGCUCCUCAGCGCCGCUCAUCCAUUUCAGCCUCACCCGCACCCCAACCACGAGAGCUAUUUCCUAAUUCUAAAGAGGCUAUGGCGCGGAAACGAACUUUUGCUGAGAUUGUUGACCUUUCUCAGACCAUUAGUGACGAGAACGAGAGUGAGGCCGGAGACGAAGUGCCAGAUCAGCCGAACCUGGUAGAGAUUGCUGUUGAAGACACAAGGAACACCUCGCCCGAUGUCACCAUGGAAGACGCAAUUAACAUCACCCCUGUCCAGCGUAAUUCUCCCGAAAUCCUACCUCAAUGCCCAUCAGAAGACCGCAAGGUUGUCCCAAUCGUCCAGAAACAACCUGUUAGAUCUCGCGAGCUGUCACCAGCAGGACAACCUAUGCCAGAGAAACCCACCAGCAUGGCUAAACCUAAACAUGUUGACGCAACGCCACAGCCUACUGGGAAGGAAGACCUUCGUCGUUACAAUGGUAUUGUUAAGCCCAUGAACAAAGCCAAGGCCCUGAAAAGAUCAUACUACGAUCCUCGGACAAUCGCUAGAGAUAUCUUGAUUGCGGCUGGCCGCCAUCCUACGGAACGUUCACUCAACUAUCACUUACUCAAGCUGAAGGAAAAUUUUCAAUUUGUUGAUUACACCUCGGACCUCGAGACGUUCCGAUGGGAUCUCGUGGAUCCUGGCGGUCCUCCUCCCCCAAAAAUUGCCCCUGAGCCGCUUUUAUCCCAGCCCAAGUUCGAUUCACGUGAUGAUCUCAUCUCACGUGACGAAACUAGCGCUGAAAGGCGAUUUCAAUCUGAGCGCGGACCCUCACAGCUAAGAAUCUCUCACACCGUCAACGCCGACUCAUCUUCCACUCCUCCAAGACCCAUGGCUCCAACUCCCCAAAAGCCAACGUUUCCAUCCUCUCUUCCGACAAGACGACGACCCGGACGUCCUCCAGGAGCGAAAAAUAAGCUUAAAGCUAUCCCUUCAGUCGCGAGUAAAGUUGAAGUUGCUGUCCCCAGAGCCACGCCACAACCUUCGUUAAAUAAAUACCCGAUAUACGAAUGCUGUUUUGAUGGCUGUGGAGCUAAACUGCACAACUUUGAGGUAUUUCGAAAGCAUGUCUUAAAGCUACAUAGCCAGUCUGGCGAAGAGCAGGCUAUCUGUAUGUGGACAGGAUGUGCCUCUGGGGAAACAGCACCGCGUAUCUUUUCUACCGAGGGGCUCAAACAGCAUUUGGACAGUGUGCAUUUGAGCCCACUAGCUUGGAAAUUGGGUGACGGGCCCAAGUCCGUAUCCUCUGGUGAGACUGGAAAGUUCCAUCUACCCAUUGUUAUUUCCUAG